Messenger RNA from Ilex paraguariensis (yerba mate), 1932 nucleotides. The record is from the annotation of a GenBank genome assembly. Lineage: Eukaryota; Viridiplantae; Streptophyta; Magnoliopsida; Aquifoliales; Aquifoliaceae.
AUGUAUAAGAAAGCAGCAGAAUUUUGGGCAGAGUUGAGAGUGGAAUUGCUCUCAGCAAGUGCAUUUCUCACCAAUGACAAGCCCAAUUCUAGUCAGCUGUGGAGAUUAUACUGGGCAAGCCAUCAGCGUUUCUUUAGGCACAUGUGUAUGUCAGCUAAGGUGCCUGCCGUUGUAAGACUUGCGAAGCAAGCAUUAAUGGAGAACAAGAGUGUGGUCAUUGGCCUACAGAGUACUGGAGAAGCACGAACUGAGGAAGCUGUGACAAAAUAUGGUUUUGAACUAGAUGAUUUUAUUUCUGGACCUCGGGAGCUGUUGUUAAAAUUUGUUGAAGAAAAUUAUCCCUUACCCGAAAAGCCUGAAUCACUUCCAGAGGAAAGUGUGAAAGAACUUCAACGAAAGAGGCACUCAGCAACACCUGGUGUUUCAUUUAGAGGGAGAGUUAGAAAAGUUGCAAAAUGGAAAGCUGUGAGUGAUGAUGAAAGUGACGAAGAAUCUGAUUAUUCUGAACCUGAAUCCACUGAAUCUGAUGAUGAGUUUCAGAUAUGUGACAUGUGCAAUUCAGAAGAGGAAAGAAAGAAAUUACUCCAAUGUUCAUGUUGUGGCCAGCUAGUCCAUCCUGCGUGUUUAGUCCCACCUGUUAUAGAUGCAGUAUCUGGGGAUUGGUCCUGUCAUUCAUGCAAGGAAAAAACAGAUGAAUAUCUCCAAGCAAGACACGCCUAUAUUGCAGAGCUAUUAAAGAGGUAUGAAGGAGCUAUGGAGCGUAAGUCAAAAAUUUUGGACAUAAUUCAAUCUUUGGAGCUUCCAAACAAUCCAUUGGAUGAUAUUAUUGAUCAGCUUGGUGGACCUGAUAAUGUUGCAGAAAUGUCCGGUAGACGAGGCAUGCUUGUUAGGGCCUCUGGGGGGAAAGGGGUAGCUUAUCAGGCACGCAACACAAAGGAUGUGACCAUGGAAAUGGUCAACAUGCAUGAGAAGCAGCUCUUCAUGGACGGUAAGAAGCUGAUUGCAAUCAUUUCCGAAGCUGGAUCAGCUGGUGUUUCUUUGCAGGCAGACAGAAGAGCAGUAAAUCAGAAAAGACGGGUUCAUUUAACACUAGAACUACCUUGGAGUGCUGACCGAGCGAUUCAACAGUUUGGAAGAACCCACCGGUCAAAUCAAGCUUCUGCACCUGAGUAUAGGCUACUGUUUACAAAUCUUGGUGGUGAACGCCGGUUUGCAUCCAUAGUCGCCAAGAGAUUGGAGUCUCUGGGAGCAUUAACACAGGGAGACCGUCGAGCUGGACCAACUCUAAGUGCUUAUAAUUAUGAUAGUGCUUAUGGAAAGAGGGCCUUGAUGAUGAUGUACAAAGGAAUCAUGGAGCAGGAUUCUCUACCAGUUGUGCCACCUCGGUGUUCAAUUGAAAAACCAGAUACAAUCCAAGAUUUUAUUGUGAAGGGAAAAGCUGCUCUUGUUUCCGUUGGAAUAGUCAGAGACACAACUCUGGGUAGUGUCAAGGACACUGGAAAACUUUCUGGUCGCAUAGUUGAUUCAGAUAUGCAUGAUGUUGGACGUUUCCUCAAUCGGCUCUUAGGGCUGCCGCCUGAGAUCCAAAAUGGGCUCUUCGAGUUAUUUGUCAGCAUCCUUGAGCUUCUCAUUCAGAAUGCACGCACUGAAGGGCAUUUUGACACGGGGAUUGUUGAUAUGAGAGCUAACACAAUUGAAUUACUGGGAAUUCCGAAGACGGUUCAUGUUGACCACAUGUCUGGGGCAUCCACUGUACUGUUUACCUUCACACUGGAUCGUGGAAUCACAUGGGAGUCUGCAUCUGCAUUGCUUGAUGAGAAGCAAAAGGAUGGGUCUGCUUCGACCAGUAAUGGAUUCUACGAGUCUAAAAGGGAAUGGAUGGGAAGGCGGCACUUCCUUUUAGCAUCUGAAGGGAAAGUUAUAGGAGCUUGA